Galleria mellonella (greater wax moth) is the source of this 4020-nucleotide messenger RNA. RefSeq names its product equilibrative nucleoside transporter 3 (gene Ent1). The record is from RefSeq and is a predicted model, not a curated record. The coding region runs from base 211 to 1566 and encodes 451 amino acids. The transcript has 7 exons. Gene Ontology annotation, biological process: nucleoside transmembrane transport. Gene Ontology annotation, molecular function: nucleoside transmembrane transporter activity. Gene Ontology annotation, cellular component: plasma membrane. NCBI's taxonomy places the organism in Eukaryota, Metazoa, Arthropoda, Insecta, Lepidoptera, Pyralidae.
AAUCAUAUGACAAUAUUUGUAAUAGUAAAGUGAGCAUUGAUGGAUAUAUGAAUAAAAUUAAAAUCCGAUUUCGAUAUUUAAGAGACAUGGAAACAAAAGGCGGAACUUUUGCGUUACAUUGUGAUUAGUUCACUAGUUGUUAUUGUGAUAAAUUAUUAAUAUAAAUUUUUAUUGUUGAUUAAGGCUACCCAUUGACCACAGCUUGUAACGAUGGAUCCUACUGCUUCCGUGAAUAAUGAUAUUAUUGAAACAAUAGAAAAUGAGGAAGAAAUCUUGGACGACUCCGAAGAAAGAGAACUUGUCACCGACUCGUGUAGUACGAAGGUGCUGGACAGCAGUGAACAGCCCUGCGACCGAUACUGGAUUGUGUACAUAUUAUUUUACUUAUUUGGAGUCACUUCUCUCGUACCUUGGAACUUUUUGAUAACUGCUAAUGAUUACUGGAUGUACAAGUUCCGAGAUGUGAAUCCGAGCAACCUCACAAUGGUUGUGAGGAAAACACAGUUCCAAGCAGAGUUCACUUCAUACCUCAACGUGGCCACAGCUGUUCCCAACUUGAUCUUUUUAAUCUUAAAUUCACUCUAUGGACAUUUAGUAUCAAUAAAGAGUAGGCUGCAAGGAUCGCUAAUAGUGAUCAUGCUGUCAUUCCUGGUGACCACUGCGCUGGUGCAGGUCAACACAGAUGACUGGCAGAAUGGGUUCUUUAUUGUCACUAUUGUGACUGUUGUUAUAAUGACAGCGGCGAGCGCGGUGUUCAUCGGCGGGCUGAUCGGCAUCGCGAGCCGCUUCUCGAAGGAGUACAUGGGCGCGGUGGUGAGCGGGCAGUCGCUGGGCGGCGUGGUGGCGGCGGCGGCGCAGGUGGUGGCGCUGGCGCUGCGCGUGUCGCCGCUGCGCAGCGCGCUGGCGUACUUCGCGGCGGCGGACGCGCUGCUGGCGGCGGCGCUGGCGGCCGGCGCGGCGCUGCGGCGGCUCGCCUUCUUCCGCCGCCACGCGCGCCGCGCCGCCGCGCCGCCCAACCGCCACCGCGCCGCCACGCCCGCCGCCGUCGCCCGCAAGGUGGCGCUGCCCGCCCUCACCAUGUUCACCGUGUUCGCCGUCACCAUGGCCGUGUACCCGGCCGUCACCGUGCUGGUCGAGUCGCACCCCACCACCGCCGGCACCGACUGGAACAACAUAUACUUCGUGCCGGUGGUGAACUAUUUGAUCUUCAACUGCGGCGACUACUCCGGCCGGCUGGUCGCCGGCUUCCUCUUAAAGCCCACCAACCAGUGGGUGGUGGCGGGCGCGAGCGUGGUGAGGGUGGCGGGCGUGGCGAUGCUGAUGCUGUGCAACGCGCAGCCGCGGCGGCACCUGCCCGUCGUCUUCCCCUGGGACUGGGAGUACAUCAUUAUCAUGAUCCUGUUCGCGUUCUCCAACGGGUACCUCACCAACAUCAUCAUGAUCAAUACUACCAGGGCGGUGGCGGCGCACGAGAGGGAACAGGCGUCGUCGCUGCUGGCGGCCGCGCUCAGCCUCGGGCUGGCGGCCGGCGCCGCGGCCGGCCUGCUGCUGGUGCGGCUCGUGUAGGCGGCAGCAGCCAUCUACACAUGUACACACACUCACGUGCAACACAUUAUAUCACUGGGGUUCACCUAACGCUUCAAUUGAUGUUUUGUAGUAUGUAAUUCAAUGUAGAUCUGUCUGUACAAUGCCACACUAGAUGUUGUAUGCAGCAGAUAGAAUGCAGCUCAAAUAUGUAGACCAAUAAUAUUAGCACGACGAUCGAGAGUCAUGUUAUUAUAAUAUAAAAAAAAAUAACUUUAGUGUGGUCACCAAUCGAGCACUCAUCUCUGUGUAACCGUGUACGCCACAACAUAUCAUUUUGAAUAGAAAGAGGACGAGGAUGAAAUAGUUGGUAAAAUAGUUUGAUAGGAGUAACAUAUGACAAGGAACAAACGAUGCCAAUCGGUAGACAUGAAGAGAUAGAGAAAAACUUCACAAGUCACUAUAGAUUUGCGAUUAGUUCCUCCUGCACGAAAAAAAUGUAGCAAAUAAAUGUAAAUAUGUGAUAUGUGAUUAAAAUGUGGCUAAAUAAUCCAAAGAUAUUCCAAAAAUGAUGUGCCGUGCACAUGUGAGUGACGCCGUGAGAAGUCACAUUCACAUCCGCGUGUAACCUCUCGACGUAUGAUAAUAUUGACCGCAACAAAUACAAGAUAUGCGAUGCAAGAUAAAACAUAGGAUCCAUAUUUAUGCGGCUACGGUAAUACUAUAGUUAUACUUGUUAUAGUUUCGCCAGUGUCCGAUAGUUACGCAGCUGCGUGUGCAAUGUAGUGUCUCGUUGACCGUGCAUCGCUUUACAUAUUUGUAACAACAAAUAUUUUUAUGUCGUAGCCACAGUUACCAGUUUGUUUGUGUUUGUUUUUAAUGUUUCAACAUUUUGUUAUUAUCUGCUGUACACAUUCCAUGUUAUGUUUAGUUUAAUUAUAGGCCAAUUAAUAAUUAUGUUUUAAGUUGUUAGUAUUGGAUUAAUUAUAAACGAAUUAUUGACAAAGAUCUGUAUAGAACAUACCAACAAAGUUUAUAUAUAUAUAUAUAUAUAUAUAUAUAUAUAUAUAUCAUUAUUAUAUAUAUAUAUAUAUAUGGUAAGCUAGUUUAUGUCCGACGGUGCGACGUGGCGGGAACUUUAUUACAUUUGACAUUUUGCAAUUAAAUUUACGCAUCGUUUGCAAUGUAAGGAUACGAUGUGUAUAGUUGUGUAAUGCGCCUGCGUGCUGCCUGCAUCAUUUUAUUAUUGGACGCCACGUGCCGCCGUCUCGAUGUGACAUGUGUGUAUGUCGUGUUCAGGGAACUCUUAGAGUCGUUGCCGAGCUCUUGCCUGCUGUGCUGCUGUGUCGUGCUUCGUGGGAUCACGGAUAAAUGUCUAUAUCAUACAGUUAUAUACGAGUACAGUUGAUAAAAAAACAUAUUCAAUGAAUAUGAGAGAAAAUGGUGCCAUAUGCACUUGGUUUCUGUCUUUCCUUGAAAAAAAAAAGAAACAAAUUUGAUCCUUUGACUUAAUUCUUGAUGCCUAUAUGCAUACAUAGCGGGAAUUUAACAAACUUACUGUUUGUUGUAUUAUUAGCAUAUAAUAAGAAUUAAUUUAACGAGAACCUAGUUCAAUAUAAUUAGUUCAUUUAGCACGUGACGUGUAAUGAUAUAAAUAUUUUAUAACUUCGCUACGCGUGAUAGAAGGACGAGUGCGACGGCGGCUAAGGACAUUUUACUUUAUUAUUUUUGUCAACUGUACUUAUAUAGGUAUAUAAUGUACAACAACGAGAUACAUUUUUAACAUGAAUGAAACUCGCGUGAUCUUUAUAUGUAUCUUUUUGUGAUAUUACAUGUAUUGUUAGUACGUAAGUAAUUUAUCAAAUGUACCUAUCCCAAUAGGAAUCGAGUGAAACGCCAUGUUUUUAGUAGUGGUGUCGAUGUUUCUUGCAAUUAUUAAUUAUAUAUUAGAAUGAAUAAAUAUUUUAUUGUAAAUAGUGUAAGAGAAGCUGCAAAAAUAAAUUCAGAACUAAACAUAGGUGGCUACAUUAUUAAUCAGUUUUAAGAGUAACGUAUCCAAUAGAUAUUUGUAUGAAGGAGUUUUUGAAUCGUGUACAAAAUAGAAACUGGUGUGACGAGUUAGCGUCGGUAGCUAGUAUUGAAUUUUAAAUAAUAACUCGGUUACACAUUGUUUAACAUAUAAUUGGUCAUCAAUUUUAUUAGCCUACUCUGGUGAACACAACGCUUUAGAUCCGAUGUUUCGAUUCCUACUGGAGACAAAAUCGACUGAGUGCAGCGGGCGUCACAUUACACCCGUCUGUCCAGUGACGUUCGCUGCUUAUGUCUAUAAGCAAUGGUUACCAUGCUCCACCAGGUGGCUAGUUUAGUUUGUCAUUUACAAUAGUAUAUAUUUUAAUUUACCACAAAGUGUGUCUGUACUUAUUGUACACACCCAUCUCCUGAUGUAAUCCAAUAGUUUUGUUGAGUUACGCAUUAAUAAAAUACAUUUAUGUACUA